Molecule: messenger RNA, 1827 nt
Organism: Jatropha curcas
Lineage: Eukaryota; Viridiplantae; Streptophyta; Magnoliopsida; Malpighiales; Euphorbiaceae
Source: RefSeq, a predicted model, not a curated record
AAGUAGGAGCAAUAUUGACGGUUGGAUAAUCAGAUCAACGAUCAGAAAAUGUGUUGUGUUGAACGGCAAGCUGAAACAGAGAGGAAGAUGGCUAUAAAGUUUGGGUUUGAAGAAGAGAGCAUUUCGUUCAAUUAAAAAGAAGCUGUUCCUGUUCGUAGUAUUGUUGUUUCUGUAUUCUGUCUCUGUUUUUCUCUGCGAAUUUUCUCGCUUUUCUCUCAUCUCCUUCUCGGUAACCAAACAGGGAUUUGAAUUGAACUUGACGAGAAUUGAACAAAUAAAUGCUGAGGAUCUGCAGCUACUAGAGUGGAGAGGCUUUUAGGCACAUUUGUUGGGAAUUCAAGGUGCUCUCGCGAGGAAUUUCCACUGGAUGAGAUUUUAAUUUUAAUUUUGAUAGCCGAUUGAGAAUUGUGAAAGUUGGGUUUAUACGUUUAGAUUCACAGAUAGAAGAUACAUUUUGAAGAGACUUAAGCAGCUUUAGAAGGAAUUUGGACCAUUUAUCUACAGAUUAUAAGAUACAAAGAUCAGUUUAUGGAUAUACAAAGAUCGGAAUCUGACAUGAGAGUCGAGGAUUUAAACUUCGAGAUGUCACAUUCUUUUGAAAAUCUGACAUAGAUUCGUACAAUUUGCCUGAGGACUUGCAAAUUUUGUUCACCGCGUCAAAACCUAUGUAAUAUACUCAUCUUCUGAGAAGAAAAAAAAAAUUCAGUUUUCCGGGUCUUAAAUUCAAUUGAGAAUCGAAGAUUUCUUCUACGAAUUGAAGUUUCAGGUGUGCAAAAGAUGGAAAAAGACUAUUUAAGAAGCAACAACAAUGUUAACACCAACAAUAACCAUAAAAUCGGAGGCGCCGAUGGGUUGUUAAGAGCCAUUUCAGAUUCCGCAAAGCAAACGACGUCGGAUUUCGUCUUGCAGUGGGGUAACCGGAAACGCCUAAGGUGUAUGAAGAUCCAGGUGAAGGACGAUUCCAACACUCCGGUCCAUCGAACUACGGUUCGGGUUGACCGCCGGGUCGUCAGAGCCGAUAAAGAGACUUCUAAUCAGCCAAGUACAACGAAUAACAAUUCUAAUCAAAGCAAUCAAAGCAAUGUAUAUUUGAAUCUCCGUCAACGUCCAUCCUCACCACCGCCACCUCCACCUCAGCGUGUUCUCAGAAAUUCUGAGAAUCUCAGUGCCAUGAGAGGCCAGAGUAACGGUGGUGUGAGAAGCCUUUCUUCGCCUGACAGGGCUGCGCACGAUAAGAGAAACGCCAACAAUAACCAUAACAACCACCACCACCACCACAACAGCAACCAUGAGAAUAAGAAUAAUAAUAAUAAUCAUAAUAAUAAUAACAAAUCAGGAGCAUCUUCUGAGACAGCGCAUGAUAGCAAGAAAGGAGGAGGUUCGUCUUCUGGAAGCGGAGAAGCGGCACCACCGGUGGUUUGGCCACCAAAAUUUGUGAUUGCUUUAACUAACAAAGAGAAAGAGGAAGAUUUCAUUGCUUUUAAGGGGUCCAAGCUGCCCCAGAGACCAAAAAAGAGAGCUAAAUUCGUUCAACGCACUCUCAAUCUUGUAAGUCCCGGAGCAUGGCUGUGUGAUCUGACACUAGAACGGUACGAGGUCAGAGAGAAGAAAAUCGCCAAGAAGAGACCGAGAGGCUUGAAAGCUAUGGGAAAUAUGGAUUCGGAUUCUGAAUGAGCCAAUGGAAAAUGAGGACGAUGACUCUGUUGUUGAAACUUGAAAGCGGUUUGUUUUUGACAGUGCCAUGUGAGGGAAUGUUGGUACUUUUUGUAAAUCAUGUAUGUCCUUACCCGCUAUGAAAAUGGAAGGAUGAUUUUUUUUUUUUUUUAA